AUGCUCGAGGGCAACGCAAUCUACGCCAACGCGCAGGCGGGCGUGGCGGUCGAGUCGGGCGCCGCGCCGACGCUGCGGCGCAACGCGAUCUACGACGGGCUGCAGUCGGGCGUGCUCUACUUUGACGGCGGCAUGGGGACGAUGGAGGGGAACGAGGUGUACAACAACAUGGACGCGGGCGUGCAGAUCGUCGAGUCGUCGGACCCGACGCUGCUGCGCAACACGCUGCGCGAGCAGCGGCGGGAGGAGGUCAAGGAGGGGCACUCCAAGCCGAGCGCGGUCGAGGUUGCGUGUGUCUGGGUGCACUCGUCGGGCAGAGGCGCGCUCACCGCCGCCGGCAGGAGAGCGCCACUGGCCCGCAGCACGCUCACGGACAACGACAUCCGCGACUCCUUCCACCACGGGGUGGUUGUGGGGCAGGACGCGGCGCCGCUGCUGCAGGCCAACCGCGUGCACAACAACCGCCGCACCGGCGUCUUCGUGCAGGACGGCGGGGCGCCGACCCUCCUCGAGAACGACAUCUUCCGGAACACCGUCGGCGUCGAGGCGGUCGACGACGCUGCGCCGGUCGUGCGCGGCAACACGCUGCACCGCCACAAGCUCGGCGGCGUGUGGGUGCACAAGGGCGGCGGAGGGACGUACGAGGGCAACGAGAUGCGCGAGAACGGGAAGGCGGCGGUGCGAGUCUGGGACCACGGCAACCCUGUCCUCAAGGGGAACUCGAUCUGGGGCGGCCGCACCGUCGGCCUGCUGGUGUACGAGUUUGGCAAGGGGCACUACGUCGACAACGAGAUCCACUCGCACCGCUCGUGGAACAUCGAGGUCAAGCGCAACGCCUUCCCGCUCAUCGAGCGCAACAAGAUCCACUCGUCGGCGUACGGCGGCGUCUACUGCCACGGCGGCGGAGGCGCGCGCCUCGGGAGGAGAGCUCACUAA
This is a messenger RNA of Emiliania huxleyi CCMP1516, 936 nucleotides long. RefSeq lists its product as hypothetical. Gene Ontology annotation, biological process: regulation of apoptotic process; ubiquitin-dependent protein catabolic process; protein ubiquitination. The record is from RefSeq and is a predicted model, not a curated record. The transcript is spliced from 2 exons. Lineage: Eukaryota; Haptophyta; Isochrysidales; Noelaerhabdaceae. Bases 1 to 936 code for a protein of 311 amino acids.